CUCUGUUACCAGCCUUCAACAGCAGCUAGCGCUCUCUCUCUCUCCCUCUUUCUCUCUGCAGAUCUCGCUUUCUGCAGAUUUAAGCAGCGGAUACAUGUCUGGGAGAGAGGCCUAGUUGUUGGAUUGGAAUUUGGAGGUUGUCUGCCUCUGCUCUUCGUUCUGAUUUCAUGGCCUCCAGUGGGAUGAGAUGAACUGCACCCACUCCUGCUAGUUUUGGCGUCUUCCUCCUCAUUAUCACCUUCUCUCUCAUGUGAAACCGCCCCACUCAACUCUGAGCCCACCUUCUCUUCCUCUUCAGCUGGGCCUCAAACACAGAGAGGGCGACAGAGAGAGAGAGCCCAACCAGUGGAUUUGUGCCUGUGUGUGGCCGGAUUGGGAUUUAUUGCCGGAUCAUCGGUUGGUAACAAAAAUGGGUGGUGUCAAAAGUUUCGUUGAAGGAGGCAUCGCCGCCGUCGUCGCCGGCGUCUCCACCCAUCCUUUGGAUCUCAUCAAGGUCCGUAUGCAACUACAGGGCGAGGCUGCCGCCGCCGCCGCCGCCUCCACCCUCCGCCCCGCUGUGGCCUUCGCUGGCCCUUCCCCCUCCGUCUCCACUGCCACCAUCCCACCCCCGCCUCCGCCGCCACCCCGCGUCGGACCGAUCUCCGUCGGAGUCAAGAUCAUAAGAACAGAGGGUCCUGCCGCGCUCCUUAACGGCGUCUCCGCCACCGUUCUGCGGCAAGCCCUCUACUCCACCACCAGGAUGGGUCUGUACGACAUCUACAAGGAGAAAUACUCCGACCCAGCCACCAGGAACCUGACCCUGGUCCAGAAGAUCGCGGGCGGGCUCGCGGCCGGCGGGAUCGGGGCGGCUGUAGGCAACCCGGCCGACGUGGCCAUGGUGAGGAUGCAGGCGGACGGCCGGUUGCCGGUGGAGCAGCGGCGGAACUACACGAGCGUGGGGAACGCCAUCUCCCGGAUGGCGAAGAAUGAAGGAGUGACGAGCCUGUGGCGAGGUUCGUCGAUGACGAUCCAGAGAGCGAUGCUGGUGACGGCGUCGCAGCUGGCAACGUACGACUCCGCGAAGGAGGCGAUCAUUGGGAACGGGCUGAUGAGGGAUGGGCUGGGCACCCACGUCACGUCGAGCUUCGCCGCCGGGAUCGUGGCGGCCGUGGCCUCGAACCCGGUGGAUGUGAUCAAGACGAGGGUGAUGAACAUGAAGGUGGUGCCGGGGGAGGCGCCGCCAUACGCCGGGCCUCUGGACUGCGCGUUGAAGACGAUCAGAGCAGAGGGGCCGAUGGCGCUCUACAAGGGCUUCAUACCCACCAUCACCAGGCAGGGGCCCUUCACCGUCAUGCUCUUCGUCACUCUGGAGCAGGUCAGAAAGCUGCUCAAGGAUUUCUGAGAAUUUUUGGUGGGAGAUUUGGAGUUGGUGCAGACGGACGGAGUUCGAAUUUACAUAAAUAUGAAACAGAAAGAACAUGAGGAACGAAAAAUAAACAUGACCUUCCAAGGUCGUGAUGAGGAAAAGAGGAGGAAGACGAUGGUGACGAUCAAACUUCAAGUAGAUUUUAGAUGCUCUAUUUGUGUUAUUUGUUAUUUUUAAUUUUUUACCGAGGAUGGAAGGUUUAGACGAUUGCAGAGCUAUGAUCUUAAGGUGUUCAAUUAUUGCAUCCAGGAGAAGAAGGGGAAGUUUUCCCUUUUUCAUUCUUCUUAUCCUUAGCUGUUCUUGGGCCUUUGAUUAAGCUCAGGCUCUGUAUGGAGCUCUAACUGGAGAAUAAUUUUCCUUUUUUUAUCA
Nymphaea colorata (pocket water lily) is the source of this 1774-nucleotide messenger RNA. RefSeq names its product mitochondrial uncoupling protein 4. Bases 410 to 1381 code for a protein of 323 amino acids. Gene Ontology annotation, molecular function: succinate transmembrane transporter activity; malate transmembrane transporter activity; thiosulfate transmembrane transporter activity. NCBI's taxonomy places the organism in Eukaryota, Viridiplantae, Streptophyta, Magnoliopsida, Nymphaeales, Nymphaeaceae. The record is from RefSeq and is a predicted model, not a curated record. The transcript has a single exon. Gene Ontology annotation, biological process: malate transmembrane transport; oxaloacetate transport; phosphate ion transmembrane transport.